GUUUCUAUAAAUCGGUUUUACCGCUCGUUUCCCUGUGUACGGACGCGUAUUCCAGGACACCGCUGAAUGUAAUCGCACGACAUCCCGCUCUUCCCGUAUUCCGCGCUCAGGCAGUAUUUGGGACACCUCACGUAGAGGACGCUUUUAAUUUCCCAGCUUGCAUCGCGCCUUCCCUUCCUUUUCCUCCAUCUUGGAUUCCGGUGCGGUCCUGCCGGUAUCUGGAUAGCAGCAACUCAAAAUGUCUGGCAGAUUGUGGUGCAAAGCAACCUUUGCUGGCUACAAGAGAGGCCUCCGAAACCAGAGGGAACACACGGCCCUUCUGAAGAUUGAAGGGGUCUACGCUAGAGAUGAGACGGAGUACUACUUGGGCAAGCGAUGUGCCUAUGUGUACAAAGCAAAAAACAACACAGUGACUCCUGCAGGCAAACCAAAUAAAACUCGUGUCAUCUGGGGGAAGGUGACCAGAGCUCAUGGCAACAGUGGCAUGGUGCGGGCAAAGUUCCGCUCUAACCUGCCUGCCAAGGCCAUUGGACACAGAAUCCGCGUGAUGAUGUACCCCUCAAGGAUCUAAACAUUCUAUAUAAAUAAAAGAGAGUUCUGGA
Hyla sarda is the source of this 602-nucleotide messenger RNA. RefSeq names its product ribosomal protein L35a (gene RPL35A). Gene Ontology annotation, molecular function: structural constituent of ribosome. The coding region runs from base 239 to 571 and encodes 110 amino acids. The record is from RefSeq and is a predicted model, not a curated record. NCBI's taxonomy places the organism in Eukaryota, Metazoa, Chordata, Amphibia, Anura, Hylidae. The transcript has 5 exons. Gene Ontology annotation, biological process: ribosomal large subunit biogenesis; cytoplasmic translation. Gene Ontology annotation, cellular component: cytosolic large ribosomal subunit; ribosome.